CAGGUACUCUCUCAAUCCCAAUCUCUAUCGUUUCUCUUCUUUUCAACCUAUUCCACUUCAAUCGGCUUCGGUUCUCCAUUUUCAUAAACCGAGACCCUCGGUUAGGUAAAAACCCUGCAAAACCCAACCCCUGUUCAUCACUAAUCGUUACUCGUUAGAACAGAGAGGCGGCGCGGUGGUGGCGGCGACUCGGCGAUGGUAAUUGUCACUCCAUGGAACCAUGGAUUGGGAAUCGCUGCCUUCCACUGGCGUAGUUAAUAGAACAUUAGAGCUUGUUUGGAGGAAAUAGUUCAAGUUCUUCCAUUUUCUUUUCAUAGUAUUCUUUGUGGAGUCCCUUUCUAGCUGUGGAAAUUUAAAGCAUUGUUAUGCCGACGUUAAAACUACCAACUAGUGGUCUCCCGCCAUUUCUAUUCAAAUCUAAUUACUUUGCUUCUCCUACCCAGAACCCAAUAAAGCUAUUGAAACUUGCUGCAGACGCCAAGAACUUAAAAUUUGGUAGAAUAAUCCACGCCCAUUUGAUCAUUACCAAUCACACCCCUGGAGACUGCAGAGUGAACCAAAUUAAUUCACUUAUUAAUUUCUAUGCGAAAUGUGAUGAACUAUUAGUUGCCCGGCAGAUGUUUGAUCGUAUGCCUAAGCGAAAUGUGGUCUCUUGGAGUGCUUUAAUGGCUGGGUACAUGCAAAAUGGUAGCUCCUUGGAAGUUUUUCGGUUGCUGAAAAAGAUGGUUGUGGAGGAUGAUAUUUGCCCGAAUGAAUAUGUUAUUGCCACUAUUGUAUCUUCUUGUUGUGGUAGCCAAAUGUAUGUUGAAGGGAAGCAGUGCCAUGGGUAUGCGUUAAAGUCUGGCUUGGAGCUUCAUCAAUAUGUUAAAAAUGCACUUAUUCAGAUGUACUCUAAAUGUUCAGAUGUGAGAGCAGCAAUGCAGAUCUUGGAUACUGUGCCUGGCUAUGACAUAUUUUGUUACAACUUGGUUCUAAAUGGGCUAUUAGAGCACAGUCAUUUGAGGGAGGCUAUAGAAGUUCUUAACUUAAUGAUUGGUGAAGAAAUAGAAUGGAAUAAUGCCACUUAUGUUACAAUUUUUCGCCUUUGUGCUAGUCUUAAAGAUUUAGAAUUAGGUAAGCAAGUUCAUGCCCAAAUGUUGAGGAAUGACAUUGACUAUGAUGUCUAUAUUGGAAGUUCUAUCAUUGACAUGUAUGGGAAAUGCGGUAAAGUGCUGAGUGGAAGAACCUUUUUUGAUCGGUUGCAAAGCCAAAACGUGGUUUCUUGGACAACAAUCAUGGCAGCUUAUUUUCAGAAUGGAUUCUUUGAAGAAGCCUUGAAUCUGUUUUCAAAGAUGGAAAUUGAUUGUAUUCCUCCCAAUGAAUAUACACUGGCUGUAUCGUUAAACUCUGCUGCAGGUUUGUCUGCACUAAGCCAUGGAGAUCAGUUACAUGCACGUGCUGAGAAAUCAGGUCUCAAAGGCAAUGUUAUUGUAGGAAAUGCCUUGAUCAUUAUGUAUUCCAAGAGUGGGGACAUUUUGGCCGCACAACACGUGUUCUCAAAUAUGAUUUGUUGUGAUUCCAUUACCUGGAAUGCAAUAAUAACUGGCCACUCCCACCAUGGUCUUGGCAAGGAAGCUUUAAGCAUGUUCCAGGAUAUGUUGGCUACUGGAGAGUGUCCCAAUUAUGUAACCUUUAUUGGUGUUCUCUCUGCCUGUGCCCAUUUAAGUCUGGUGCACGAAGGAUUCUACUAUUUUAAUCAUUUGAUGAAACAGUUUGGUAUUGUUCCUGGACUGGAGCACUAUACCUGCAUUAUUGGACUCCUAAGUCGAUCUGGACAGCUAGAUGAAGCUGAGAAUUUUAUGAGGUCAAAUCCAAUCAAUUGGGAUGUCGUUGCCUGGCGCACCCUUCUCACUGCUUGUUAUGUUCAUAGAAAUUAUGAUAAAGGGAAGCAAAUAGCAGAGUACUUGCUACAGAUGGACCCUGAGGAUGUCGGAAGUUAUAUUCUAUUAUCAAACAUGCAUGCGAGAGUUAGGAGGUGGGAUGGUGUUGUUAAGAUCCGGAAAUUGAUGAGGGAAAGAAAUGUCAAGAAAGAACCUGGAGUGAGCUGGUUGGAAAUAAGAAAUAUUGCCCACGUUUUUACAUCUGAAGAUAAUAAACACCCUGAGUCCAGUCAGAUAUAUGAAAAGGUACGGGACUUGUUAUCUAGGAUUCAACCAUUGGGGUAUGUUCCUGAUAUCGCUGGUGUAUUGCAUGAUAUUGAUGAUGAGCAAAAGCUAGACAAUCUAAGCUAUCACAGUGAGAAGCUUGCCGUAGCAUAUGGCCUGAUGAAGACGCCAUUAGGUGCACCAAUCCGUGUUAUUAAGAACCUUAGGAUGUGCGAUGAUUGUCACACUGCUGUCAAACUCAUUUCAAAGGUUGCAAAUAGGGUUAUAAUUGUUAGAGAUGCCAAUCGUUUCCAUCAUUUUGAAGAUGGUUGUUGCUCGUGUGGAGAUUAUUGGUGACAACUUUGAUGAGUUCCACGGUGGUUUGGAUUAUUUGAUGAUAAAAAAUUCCAACCUAUGAUCCUAUGGUAAUGGAGAUAUCAAUAUACCCCUGUUCAAGUCUAAUAUUAGGAUCACAUGAAACAAGUUGAGCCAACUAGGUUCGCAUGGACUGCAGGCAUGGCUGGUUUUACUAUCAUAUUCUACAAGAGUAGCCUUGUUUGGACUCAAACUUUUUGAGGUUUUAGAGUUUCGAGACCUU
Molecule: messenger RNA, 2721 nt
Organism: Momordica charantia (bitter melon)
Lineage: Eukaryota; Viridiplantae; Streptophyta; Magnoliopsida; Cucurbitales; Cucurbitaceae
Source: RefSeq, a predicted model, not a curated record